Molecule: messenger RNA, 1740 nt
Organism: Aphanomyces invadans
Lineage: Eukaryota; Oomycota; Saprolegniomycetes; Saprolegniales; Verrucalvaceae
Exons: 5
Coding region: 1-1740 (579 amino acids)
Source: RefSeq, a predicted model, not a curated record
AUGCCACGAAAACAUGGCGUCAGGCCAGUCGAAGCUUCGUCUCGGGCAUGCCACGUUCGCUUCAAUCGUCUCUCCGUUCUGUACAACAUUUGCUUUACGCUCAAACUCGUCCUGACCCCGUUGUUUGCAUACUUGACGGAACCAUUUCCGUGGGCGAUUCCACCGCCAUUCGAUCCGGCGUGGAAUGCCACAAACGAGGCCGACUUUAGCGCGGCGACCGCCACGUACCUCCAAUCCAUCUACAACAACCGGACGUUGUCGCCGUCGACCGUGUGCCAUCGCGACGUUGCGACCAAUUCGCACGCGAUUCGAAUGCGCCGAUUGCUGCCACCGUCCGAAACCGAUUGCAUUAAGUACUUGGUGCAUCUCCCAGCCGCGGGGCAGUACGGCGCCGGCAUGCGGCGUUUGGUGUGCACGUUCCUCGCCCAGUCGGAUCGAGCCCACGUGCCGUGGUACCACUGCGAGCACGUGCACAUGUUGGGCUUGCCGACCGGGGACGCGUGUGUGUGGUUUGAGCAGUCGUCCGUGUCCCACGAGCCCGACGAGUUUAUGGUGUACCACGCGUUCUUGAUUUGGGAAAACCCAGUGCUGAGCUGGUGCAAACUCGCCUUUCGAUGCGCCCUCGCGGCGUACAUUUUGCGCGUGGUGUGGCGCCGGUACUACACCCACUACACCGUCUUGGUGAACAACCUGACGGCGCAUCCCAUCCGCGACGACCGGUCGAUUGAUUCCGUCGAGGUCGUGAUGGGCGAUCCGACCUACUUGGUGCUCAGCAAUCCGUUCGUGUUGCUCGUCAUGAUUGUGGACAUGUGGCUCGGGAUAUCGUACGUCGCGAUCGCCGCCGCACGCGCGAGUCAGUACGAAGACUGGAUGAGUUUUGCGCUCGGGUGCGUGUACAACGCUCGAUUUGUGUGGGCUGGUUACAUGAUGAUGUGGAUGCUGUCCAGAGCUGCCAAGCGGCGCGGUUUGGAGGGGUCGUUUGCCCCCGUCGAUCCGGCACACUUGGGCGUGUUGGCAUACUUGUAUGCUGGCCCGAUUGUCCUCUUGUUGGCACGAACGACCAUGAUGGUCAUGUACCAUCGUCUUUGGGACUUGUUGGUCCCGACGAGCGCCCUUGAGAGCCAUAUCGAGACGUUGCCAGGGUGCGUCCUGCUCUCCAUGACGAUGGCGGUCGUCCCGGUGGUCGCGUCAACGACUUGGGGGCUAUGGCAUCACCAUCGCCGCAUCUUUUGUGCCGCAGCACGCCGAGAGAAGAGCUUCAAGUGCCUGCGUGACUAUUGUCCACGGCGGUACAACGAUUUGAAGUCGCGACUCGUGCUGACUCUCGCUCUGCGGAAUGUCACGUACGAUGUCCGCUUCGUUGGCGGGGCGCUGUACAAGUUGAUCGCACGCCGCCCCUGCAUCCGACGGAUGCCUCUGUUUAGCCACCGUGGCGCCGACUGCUGCAUCGUGGCAUACCGCGCCGAUUCCACCGUCGCACUGGAACUCCGGCUCGUGUUGCUGGGCUGCCUCGACCUUCGACCACCCAACUCGAUUGCCCACUCUGUUCGCUGCCGUCCAUCUGGUGCUGCUUCGCCGUUUGGCGUGCUCAGCACAAGUCCAUGCACGUUGUGUCAAAAACGUUCCUCCGACCCCAACGUGUGGUUGCGACUCCAUCCCGGGGCGAACAAGUGCAAGUGGGUGCUCUAUCCAAACGAAGACGCCAACGACAAAGUCUCGUUGUAUCCCUCAAAGAAGUAG